Molecule: messenger RNA, 377 nt
Organism: Drosophila ananassae
Lineage: Eukaryota; Metazoa; Arthropoda; Insecta; Diptera; Drosophilidae
Product: male-specific sperm protein Mst84Dd
Exons: 2
Coding region: 1-171 (56 amino acids)
Source: RefSeq, a predicted model, not a curated record
AUGGUUUUGAUGCUCGUGUGCUCUUUCGAUCCCUUCUAUAUUGGUCCCUGCCCCCCUGGAUGCCUGGCGCCUUUGAAGGGCGGGUGCUGUAGCCCAUGCUGUGGUCCUUGCUGCGGACCUUGCGGACCUUGCUGUAGUCCUUGCUGCAGUUCGUGCCCCUGCGGAUGGUAGAGCCCCGAUUGGAAUUAACUAUGAAAACUAUGUAAUUUUGCGAAAACGUUAUGGGCCAGUUGUGAUAGAAGCUGUACGCGUUGCUGCUGGGGAGAUCAGUUGCUGUUAACACUCCUCCCUUGGCCCGGGAACAUCACACCAGUUUCCCCAUUCAAAAAAAUUUAGAGCAGACUGUUUCGAAAUAAAAUGAAUAAAAAAAAAAAAAA